GCCAGCGCGUCUCCGAGGCAGCGGUGUUCACUGAGAUCCGAGAGGAAACAACACAGGCUGCAGCAGCUCAGGACUUCAACUCUCCACCUGGACGCCCUGGACCCAGUCUGCCGGCAUGUUUUCACUCGGGGAGAAGAUGGAGUUUCUCAUAGGAAACCCCUACUCCACGCCCGUGGGCCAGAGAAUCGAAAGAGCAACCGGCGGCGCUCUGCAGUCAGAGGACUGGGGUCUCAACAUAGAGAUAUGUGACAUCAUCAAUGAGACGGACGAGGGUCCCAAAGAUGCGGUCAAAGCUCUAAAGAAGAGGAUCAUAGGAAACAAGAACUUCAGAGAGAUCAUGUUGGCCCUUACUGUUCUUGAGGCUUGUGUGAAGAACUGUGGCCACCGCUUCCAUGUCCUCGUGUCAUCGCAGGAGUUUGUUGAAGGGGUUUUGGUUCGUUCCAUUCUGCCCAAAUAUAACCCACCCACCGCCCUCCAUGACAGGGUACUCAGCCUCAUACAGUCCUGGGCGGAUGCAUUUCGCAGCUCUCCUUCUUUGGCCGGGGUGGUGUAUGUGUAUGACGACUUGAGGAGGCGAGGUCUGGAGUUCCCCAUGACGGACCUGGACGCUCUGUCCCCGAUCCACACUCCAAACAGGAGUAUCCCAGAAAACGAGACUCCUGACGUGACCGCUGUCGCUCCUCCAGCUCAUCAGUCACAACCACAGGCUCCCGUAGAGGCGACCGAGCUGAACGCCUCACCUCCAGUUGAGCCCAAUGGGGGACCGGCAUCGCUGUCUGCAGAACAGGAGCAGAAGCUGCGGAGCGAGCUGGCGCUGGUGAAGGGGAAUCUCACAGUGAUGUCUGAAAUGCUGAAUGAGCUCGUACCUGGACAGAGCAAGCCUGAUGAUACGGAGCUGCUACAACAGCUGUACUCAGUGUGUAAGAACAUGCAGACUCGGGUGGUGGAGCUCAUCCCCCAGCUGCUGGAUGAAGGGUUUAUGGAGGAGUUGCUCGUGGUCAACGAUGACCUCAACAACGCCUUCAUCCGCUACGAGAGGUUUGACAGACUUAACAAGGCCCAGAUCUCAAGUCAUCCGCAGCAGAGCUCUACCAGCAAUACAAGCCUCAUCGAUGUCAGCCCACAGCCGCCCACUCUCAGCCAACCUGCUGUCAUCCCAACAACCAGCCAACCAACAGAAAGCACCUCCACCAAUCAGAGGCAACCGGCCAGUCACAAAGAGGAGGAGGAGUUUGACAUGUUUGCUCAGACAAGAGGCAGCUCCCUGGCUGAUCAGAGGAAAAGUGUCAGAUAUGAGGACCCAAGAGCAGUGGAAGGCCUCGCCGGAGCUCUGGACACCAGGUUGCAGGUCACAGGAGGAAUGCCACAGACGAACAACUCUCCACAGAACAAUAUUGACAAGUGGUUAUCCGGCGAUAUGGGGCAGCAGUCCUCAGUAAGUGAGGGAGUGUCCAGUGAAGAAUUUGAUAUGUUUCUGGAGGAUCGGGCAAAGGCAGCAGACCACAGCAGCCAGGGGAGCAGCAGCAUGCCGCCCGUAGCAUCCAGACCGCCUCCACCGGCAACCCAGCAACAGGACAGAUCACAUGACCACCUUUUUUCACUCUGAGUGUGGAGACGUGGAAGGCUAAGCAUACAGACAGGCUGUGCCAAGUCAGGUUAUCUCUGUACACGCACACACACACACAAACACAGGCAUGUACACGAACAAAAACACACACACACACAGUAAAAACCUGACACUACAGAACUAGUGCCUAAUCAACUUGUAUGCAGUAUUUCUUAGUUAAUUUUGCUCUUUGUACCUUUCUGUAAGAACAACUUUAUGUGGAUGUAUUUAUGAAAUGUAUUAUUCUAAUGUCGAUGUGAACAAGAGUUUACAGUUGAACAUAUAUUUGAUAUUACACCAUCGCAGGCCUUCCAAGAAGAAAUUUGAUUUUGUGUAAAUGAGAAUAAACGGGACAUUGUCCUGCAAACAUGUUU
This is a messenger RNA of Limanda limanda (common dab), 1980 nucleotides long. RefSeq names its product target of Myb1 membrane trafficking protein-like. NCBI's taxonomy places the organism in Eukaryota, Metazoa, Chordata, Actinopteri, Pleuronectiformes, Pleuronectidae. The transcript has 15 exons. Gene Ontology annotation, molecular function: clathrin binding; phosphatidylinositol binding; ubiquitin binding. Gene Ontology annotation, biological process: signal transduction. The record is from RefSeq and is a predicted model, not a curated record. Gene Ontology annotation, cellular component: membrane; endosome. The coding region runs from base 116 to 1606 and encodes 496 amino acids.